UGCAGUAUUUGUCAUCGUGCGAGUAUAUAUAAGCCGACGUAAAUGGGCGCCGCUCAUUCAGUCAGGGAUGGUAUAGCAAAAUGCAACCGUCGGAACGGAGCGCAAUGCGUUCUUUGAUAAUAUUGCUAUUCCUCACUGCUGCCAGAGGAAUAGGACUCGAGAAAGCUACCAAAAAUGGCGUUGUUAAUAUAGAUUUUGCGGAUAAUUCUAACUUGGUGAUUUUCAACCUCACGAAAAAUGACGGCACGACCAUGCUUAAUACCUUUUUCACGAGAAGUACAUUGGCUAGACAGCAGAGUCCUUCCGUGCUCGAGAACUGCGGUGACAACAAAGUGUGUCUAACAAAUUACAUUGGACAGACGGAUUUCGAAAUCAAUCCCGAUAAGGAAAUCAUCACUAUCAGUCGUACUCUCAAUGAUCCCAACGAUGAAAUCAUCGAUUGUUUCCAACUCACUCGCGACACGCAAUGGUUUGGCGGGCCGCAACUUCGCAAUCAACACUGGCCCGUGCAGAAUACGUACUUUAAUGAGGAGCCGUAUCUGCCGACGCACCCUGCGAACAUGGCAAUAGCCGAGCGUUACUGGCUGUCCGGCAAUGGGAUUUAUAUUUACGUGAACGAGGAGAGCCCGCUGUUCAUCGAUCAGAACAAUUAUCGGGAUAAGUACCUGUGCAUGAUCGCCAAAAACAAGGCGCCAUAUCAGCAUCGCGACUCCAUCGAGAUUACCUACACAUUGGGUGUCUUCUCGGAUGCGAAAGCUGCUCAUCAACACGCGGUGAACAAUAAUCUGGGUAAGCCGAAAGGUCACCCCAAUGAACGGAUGAUCCGGUAUCCCAUAUGGUCCACCUGGGCCAGGUACAAGGCCAACGUCAGCGAGAAAGUGGUGGAAACCUAUGCGGACGAGAUCGUUGCUAAUAAUUUCACGAACAGCCAGAUUGAGAUCGACGACAACUGGGAGACCUGCUACGGCUCCGCCGAGUUCGAUCCCGUCAAGUUUCCCGACGUUCCCGCUCUCGUACAACGACUCAAGGCCAAGGGUUUUCAUGUCACCCUGUGGAUACAUCCGUUCAUCAACCGGAAUUGCGAGUCCGCGUACGCUUUCGCGCUGAACAAUUCUUAUUUCGUCAAAAAUCUCGAAGGAGACGUUCAAAUGUCGUGGUGGCAGGGCUCAGACGCCUCCACGAUUGACUUCACGAAUCCGAAUGCGGUAACGUGGUGGGUGGGGCGAUUGAAACGUCUUCAGGGACUCGGUAUCGAUAGUUUCAAGUUCGAUGCUGGCGAGGUGUCCUGGUUACCACAGGUGCCCUCGCUGAGCGGUGAUCUCAAGAUGCAGCCAGGUAUAUUCACGAAGAAGUACACCAGCGAGCUCGCAAACAACUUCGAUGACACCAUUGAAGUGCGGGUGGGAUGGCGGAGCCAGGAAUUACCGAUAUUCGUGCGCAUGAUCGACAAGGACACCGGGUGGACGUGGAACAACGGUUUACCUACGCUGAUCACGACGCUGCUACAGAUGAAUCUCAACGGGUACGUCCACGUGCUACCGGACAUGAUCGGCGGCAACGGCUACUUGAACGGGUCACUCAACGGAACGGUAUAUCCCUCCAAAGAGAUAUUCAUCAGAUGGAUGCAGGCCAACGUCUUCAUGCCGUCGCUACAGUAUUCCUUCGUGCCAUGGGAUUACGAUGAUGAAACCGUCGCUAUCUGCAAAGAAUAUACCGAAUUGCACGAUAACUAUAAGGACGAAAUUCUAAAAGCCAUGCAGCAGGCUAUCGAUAACGGCACUCCCGUAAAUCCACCUAUCUGGUGGAUUGAUCCAAGCGACAAGGAAGCUCAUAAGAUUAAUGACGAAUAUCUCCUUGGAGAAUCUAUACUGGUCGCUCCGGUAAUCCAAGAGGGUGUCAACAGACGCAAUAUCUAUCUACCUAAGGGAAUAUGGAAAGAUGUAAAUCGAGGAGGACCAAAUCACGAAGGACCGAAGUGGUUGGAGAACUAUUAUGCUCCUUUAGAAGUACUUCCAUACUUCGAGAAAGUAGACGAGAAUUAAAAGAUUUUCAAUAUAAAAUGUUUAUUUGUGUACAAAUGUAUAAAAAUUGUCUUGCAACAUGUCACAGAUUUUUAUUCCGAGAUUGCAUGUGUUUUCUCUUCAUAUAUGAAGAUUUAAUGUUAAUCAGAGAAAGCCAAGCAAGAAAUAAAUUCGCUACCUGCUUACCAGUAA
This is a messenger RNA of Wasmannia auropunctata (little fire ant), 2213 nucleotides long. RefSeq lists its product as uncharacterized. Gene Ontology annotation, molecular function: hydrolase activity, hydrolyzing O-glycosyl compounds. The coding region runs from base 81 to 2042 and encodes 653 amino acids. Gene Ontology annotation, biological process: carbohydrate metabolic process. Lineage: Eukaryota; Metazoa; Arthropoda; Insecta; Hymenoptera; Formicidae. The record is from RefSeq and is a predicted model, not a curated record. The transcript is spliced from 6 exons.